Aspergillus candidus is the source of this 9612-nucleotide messenger RNA. RefSeq names its product mycocerosic acid synthase. Gene Ontology annotation, molecular function: fatty acid synthase activity; oxidoreductase activity; phosphopantetheine binding. The transcript has 12 exons. The coding region runs from base 1 to 9561 and encodes 3186 amino acids. The record is from RefSeq and is a predicted model, not a curated record. Lineage: Eukaryota; Fungi; Ascomycota; Eurotiomycetes; Eurotiales; Aspergillaceae. Gene Ontology annotation, biological process: fatty acid biosynthetic process; secondary metabolite biosynthetic process.
AUGUCUCCAACACCAGAUCCUAUUGCUAUCAUAGGCGUCGGUUGCAGGCUCCCUGGCGGGGCCAGCAAUCUCGACAAGCUAUGGAAUCUCCUGUCGGAGGGCCGCAGUGGCCAAAUGAAAAUCCCGGCAGACCGCUGGGGUGCUGAGGAGUGGUUUGACGCAUACCCGGACGCGAAACAGUCCAUGGUAACGAAGCACGGGUUCUUCCUGCAAGAGGACAUCUCGCAGUUUGAUGCCAAGUUCUUCGGUAUCUCCAGCACGGAGGCCCACUCCAUGGAUCCUCAGCAGCGUCUGUUCCUGAUGACCACGUACGAGGCAUUGGAAGACGCUGCCAUUCCGGUGGAGACUUUGCGAGGGUCCAAUACUGGGGUCUUUGCUGGUGUAUAUGAGAGAAGCUAUGAUAGGAUGGGACACAAGGACCUGUCUACCAUUGGCAAUACGCAUAUGAACGGGACGGGGGAAGCGAUCCUCUCGAACAGAAUCUCCUACUGUUUUGAUCUGAAAGGACCGUGCUUGACUAUUGACACUGGCUGCUCUGGAAGUCUCGUGGCCCUUCAUCAAGCAUGCCAGAGUCUCAGGCUAGGCGAGUCAGACCUCGCCUUGGUUGGUGGCUCGCAACUUAUUAUCGACCCUGACCCUCUCACCAUCAUGAGUACCAUGGGCAUGCUGAAUCCCGAUGGCAAGUCUUAUGCUUUCGACUCGCGAGGCGAAGGUUAUGGACGCGGUGAGGGCGUGGCCACGAUUGUUCUCAAGCGUUUAGACCGCGCACUUGCAGACGGCGACCGAGUCCACGCCGUUAUUGCCAACUCUGGCACAAACCAAGACGGCAAAACCCCUGGCCUCAACACCCCCAGGUUGAACCCUGCCGAUACAUCGUUUGUCGAGGCUCACGGCACAGGAACCCAAGUAGGCGACCGAGAAGAAAUUGCAUCCAUCUCUAAGGUCUUCUGUGAGGGUGGUGCUAGGACAGGCGACCUCUACGUUGGGUCGAUUAAACCAAACGUUGGGCACCUCGAGGCGUCCUCUGGCAUUGCCGGGCUGCUCAAAUCUAUUCUCGUGCUGAAGCAUGGCCACAUCCCGCCGAACUUGGAAUUUAUCAAGCCAAAGCCCUCCCUGAAGCUCUAUGAGAGAAAUAUCAAGAUUCCGACAGAAUUGACAAAGCUCCCGAUGCCCCGUGAUGGUGGGCCGGUGCGGGUGUCUCUAAAUUCGUUUGGUUACGGGGGGUCCAAUUGCCAUGUCAUUCUCCAGGCUGCUGACUCCGAGAGGAAGCCGAAUGGUACAACGGCCAAUGGUACAACGGCCAAUGGUACAACGGCCAAUGGUACAACGGCCAUUGGAACCCACGCGGACCAGAGUAACAAUAUGAGGAACGGAUUUUCGAACAAAAAUCAAGUCUCUUUGUCGAACAAAAUUACGUCACACUGUCCGGAACUGUUUGUUCUCAGUGCGUCGACCGAGAAAGCGUUGUUAUUGCGCGCCCAAGACCUUCGCCUAUGGAUUAAGAUGCACCAGACGACACCACAGACUCUGCACAAUCUAUCCUACACGCUCGGGGUCUACAGAUCGGCUCUCCCCUACAGAAGAGCCAUCGUCGCAUCAACGAUGGAGGAGCUGGUGGCUGAGCUCAAAGUACCAUGCCCUCAGAAGAGAAUCGCGUCGCGAGCACCCAUCACGUUCGUCUUCUCCGGGCAAGGAGCCCAGUGGCAUGCAAUGGGUUUGGAGCUAAUUCACUCCUCGCGCGUUUUCCAAUUAUCGAUAUCGGCCAUGGAAGAUGCCCUGCGUCGCCAAGGCUGCCGGUGGAGUCUUGUGGAGGAGCUGUCAAAGUCUGCCGAGCAUUCCCGUAUCGGCGAGGCCGAGAUUGCGCAGCCUGCCACCACCGCCAUUCAAAUUGCACUCGUGGAUCUGCUCGAGAGCUUCUCGAUCCGACCAAGUCGGGUUGUGGGUCACAGCUCUGGUGAAAUUGCCGCGGCCUACGCGGCUGGCGCGCUGAGCCGGAACAGUGCUAUUCUCGUUGCAUACCAGCGAGGACUGUCUUCUGCCAAAGCCAAACAGAUGGCUGAUGUCCCCGGCGCCAUGAUGGCAGUAAGCCUGAACGAGACCGAAGCGACGCAGUACCUCAAGAAACUUACUCGUGGGACGGCUGUUGUGGCAUGCGUGAACAGCCCGUUGAGCCAGACCCUGUCGGGAGACGAAACCGCUAUUGACGAACUCAAGGAAGCACUUGAUAAGGACGGUAUAUUUGCCCGCAAGCUGAGGGUCGACACGGCCUAUCACUCCCACCACAUGCAGCGUGUUGCCCAAGAUUACCAAGAGGCGAUCGGCAGUAUUGAGCCCUCCGGAGUAAGAGACGGCGUGGACUUCUACUCGAGUGUCACCGGCGCUGUCAAGUCAACUAGAUUUGGCCCCGACUACUGGGCGUCCAACCUGGUGUCGCAAGUCAAGUUCAGCCAGGCGUUGAUGCUGCUACGCAACGACCAGAUCAAGCAUGAUACUAACAUGGAUAUGGGUGUAUUUGUUGAAAUCGGGCCUCACUCGGCCCUUGCGGGUCCUUCUCGCCAGACCUUUGCCCAGGACGGUGCGAAAGGCUUCAAAUUCGAGUACUUUUCUGCUCUAGUGCGCAACACUGAUGCCGCACAGUCCACCCUGGCGCUCGUUGGCAGAAUGUUCGAGCUCGGCCUCGAGCUCGACAUGCACGCUGUUCUCACCAUGACCGAUAACACAAAGCCUAAAGUCAUCAGAGACUUGAAAUCAUAUCCCUGGGACCUGGCGCCGUUCUGGCGCGAGUCUAGGCUCAGCAAGGCCCAUCGCUUCCGCCCGUUCCCACACCACGACCUCCUCGGCCUGCUUGACCCGGCCAGCACCAUCCAUGAGCCGCGCUGGAGGUACUUUAUCAACUUAGACAGCCUGCCCUGGCUCAGAGGCCAUAUGGUUGAGGGUUUCACGCUGUAUCCUGGUGCAGGCUACCUGACGAUGGCCAUGGAGGCAACGAAGCAGCUCGUGCAGAUGAGAGGGGACCAACAACCCAUCACCAAAUUUGUCCUCCGCAACGUGUCGAUCUCUAAGGCCAUCGUGCUCAAUGAGCGAGAUGACAGUAACUCCGGCGAGGUGGAAGUCCAGCUGAGCAUGUCGGCCGCGAAUCAGUACGAGGGCAGCCGCUGGGAGUCGUUCCGGAUCCGGUCUUACAACACUGACGGCUCGUGGAGCGAGCACUGCUCCGGCGAGAUCACGGUCGAGUACAACACGGACGAGCCGGACGAGGUCGAGGGAACCCGAGAAGGCGAACUGCGUCGAGAAGAAGCUAUACAAUUCCUUGAAACCUCUCAGCAAAGCUGCGACACCGACAUGACGACGUCGGAGUUCUACGACUUUGCAAGACAGACAGGAAACGAGUUUAGCGGUGCAUUUACACCUAUCGUUUCAGCAAAAUACGGCAAAACCCGUGGCGUGUUCGAAAUAAGUACGCCAGAUAUUGCGGCGCUGAUGCCGUACCGGUCCUUCAGGUCUCAUGUCAUCCAUCCGACCACCUUGGAUGCCGCGCAGCAGAUCAAUGCAAUCCUGUUUAAGAGAUUCAUCACCAACGCUGCGUGUGUUCCGACUAAGAUCCCGCUGUUGGAAAUCAGUGCCAGUAUCUCCACCACGGCAGGAGCCGUCCUGACUGGGGCCAUGCAAAUCGAAGCUGACGGGCCCAGAGCGUCCACGGGGGAGGGCUGGGUGUUCCAGAAGGAUGUGGAUGGCCAUCUCAGCCCCGUAAUUCGACUUCUUAUCAACUUGAGAGCCGUUGGCGAGACGCGCGAGGAUGAAAACCGGCCUUUCGUCCAGGAUGCAGUAAAUCGACUGGACUGGAACCUUGAUGCCGACUUCAUGACCGGAAGCUCAUUCCAUCAGGUGCUCCUGUCUACCAUGGGCUUGGAGAAAAACACAACACACGGGUUUGAAGGAACCAAAUUGUCUCUUCAGGAAUCCGAUGAGGAAUACCGCGUUACGGAUCAGGCCUCAUCCAUUUGGUUUCGAGAUGCUGUGCGCCAUGUUGAGGAGAACAAUGCUGGCAUGGUGACCCCCCAGCAAGUCAAAUUCCUUGGUUGGAUGAAGAGGUGGUUAGCCUCGGACUACUGCCGUCAGAUCACCUUGGGCUUGACUUCGGAAGAAGAAAAGAGCAUCCUGCAAAAGAUCGAGUCCUCUAAUACCUCAGCCCAGCUACAACUUCUAGCCCGUGUUGGUAAAGCCCUCCCGCACAUCCUGACUGGCAAAGCCCAGCCCUUGGACGUCAUGCUGGAAGGCAAUCUCCUAUCAAGGUACUAUGAGAGCGGCAUUAUGGUCGGCCCCUACGAAGCCGCAGUGGCGUACAUGAAGAUCCUUACUUUCAAGAACCCGCGCCUCCGCGUCCUCGAGGCUGGCGCAGGCACGGGAGGCUGCACAAAGUGGCUCUUCCGCGGACUUUCUGGCCAGAACGGCGCCGUCGGCCUUCCUGUCGAAAAAUACACUUUUACGGACGUCUCUAGUGGAUUCUUCGAGGAUGCGCGCCAGACAUUCGCCAAAUGGGAGGACGUCAUGGAAUUUCGAACGCUUGACGUGGAUGCAGAUCCUAUCGAGCAGGGCUUCGAGCCUGAAUCUUACGACGUGCUGGUGGCGGCCAAUGUGCUGCAUGCGACAAGGAAGAUCGACGUGACGAUAAGUCGCAUGCGCAAGCUACUUAAGCCUGGGGGCAGCCUGGUUCUCCUUGAAGUCGAGCCGAAAGGCGCCGCUUUUGGUCUCGUGGCCGGCUCGCUCACCGGAUGGUGGGCUCCCGAGGAUGAUUUCCGGGUCGACGGUCCGCUGAUGGUCGGCAACCAGUGGCAGGAUGUCCUGGCGAGGAACGGGUUUGGGGGAAUUCACCUAUCGUGGGAAUGCAUGAUGGUGGCCAAAGCUGAGCCCUCACAUAGCAACGGGACAUUUGCCAGGCACAGCGUCGUUCUUAUCAGGGACGGCGUUGACGAUCAUGUGGUUAAGACGGCCGCCGUGGAACUCGCCUCCAACGAUAUUGAUGCCGUAGAGUGCCCGUGGGAACAAGUUAACGCCCAGGAAGACAGCCUCUAUGUGAUCAUCGACCGUGCGGAGAAACCGCUCCUCCUCGACCCCCAGCCCCAACUGUUCGAGACCGUCAAUGCCCUCCUCAACGCAAAAUGCCGAAUCCUAUGGGUGCUCCUCCAAGCAACAACAGACCCUGCUGCUGCAGCCUACAAGGGACUGGUUAAUUCCUUUGUCCGUGUGCUCCGGCGAGAGAGCAGCAGCACUGGUAUAGUCAGCCUCGACAUCCGCCAACCUAAUCUACAUCCAGAGAAAACUGCCCGAAUCAUCGCCGACGUGGCACACAAGCGUUUCUGGCCGGCCACGGGUAACGCGCCGUCUUUAGAGCCGGAGUUUGCCUACGAGGACGGCUGUAUUUUGAUCCCCCGUAUUAAGCCGGAUGCCGAAUUCUUGCAGUGGGCUCGGCGCCGUACGGGACUGGGUACCGCCGACGAGACGGAGACCGCGUCCUACCAAGGCGACCGAAUUCUCAAGGCCGAGGUCGCGACAUCGGGACUGCUGAGUUCGCUGCGCUUCGUCGACCAUGACAUGUCGGCUGCUCUCGGGGCAUCCCAGAUUGCAGUCAAGACCGAGGCCCACGGUGUGAACUACAAGGAUGUCAGCCAUGCUCUUGGCCAGAGAGGCCCUGGUGUCCAUUUGGCUGGCGAGUUUGCCGGCCUUGUGACGGCUGUGGGCGAAGAUAUGCGGAAUAGCUUCCAAGUAGGCGACCGCGUGAUGGGUUUCGGCGCACAGCCGUUCAGCAACCUGUCGCGGGUGCAUGGACAUCUGGCCCACAAGAUACCCGGCUGGAUGUCCGCCUCGGUGGCGGCGUCCAUUCCGCACGCGUACGUGACGGCCUAUCGCUGCAUGGUGGAAACAGCCCGUCUUGAGAGAGACCAAUCGGUUCUGAUUCACGCUGCGUCCGGCGGCGUGGGCCAGGCGGCCAUUCAACUCGCCCAGCAUAUUGGUGCGACGGUAUUCUGCACCGUCAGCACGGCUGCAAAGCGAGCGCUGAUCAUGACCGAGUACAACAUCCCGGAAAGUCAUAUCUUCUCCAGCCAGACCGCGUCGCUCAAGCGGGGCAUCAUGCGACUCACCAACGGUGAGGGAGUGGAUCUGGUGCUAAACUCGUCGACAGGAGAGUUACUAAGGGACAGUCUCGACUGCACCAAACCCCUGGGAACUUUCAUUGAGCUGGGGAAGAGUGAGAUGCAACAAGGUUCUCGGCUGAGCAUGGCUGCCUUCAACAAGUCAAUCACCUUCCACGUCUUCGAUCUAGAAAAACUCUCGGCUCUAAACUCCGGGCGCGUCCACCAUAUGUUAGGCGACAUCGUCAGUCUGCUUGAGUGCAGGGCAUUGCGGCCCAUACACCCCAUCAUCACCUAUCCCAUUGAUCAGAUUGAGGAUGCAUUCCGUUUCGUAGGCUCGAGGAAGCACAUUGGCAAGGUUGUCCUCCAGGUCGAGGCCACAUCCAUGGUCAAGUCUCUCCCUGCAAAGCCGCUGCCACUGCGUGUCCGCAAAGACAGUACAUACGUCGCAGCCGGCGGCCUGGGUGAUCUAACCUCGCGGAUAUGUGUGUUUUUGGCCUCUCGGGGUGCCGGGCACGUGGUCUCUCUUUCUCGGCGCGCCAUCGACGAAGAAACGAAACAGAAGCACAUGGCUGCGGUCAGAGAACAUGGGGGCGAACUUCAUAUCCUCCAAUGUGAUAUCACGGAUGAGGAGAGCAUGAAACGCGCUGCGUCUUAUUGCUCCAGGCUGCCCCCCGUACGGGGUGUGGUGAACGGUGCUUUAGUUCUUAGAGACCGGACUUUCGCCCAGAUGACCGUCGAGGAGUGGAAGUUGGCACUCCAGCCCAAAGUGCUCGGGACUCUCAACCUUGACAAGUUCUUUGCCUCGCCAAGUUUAGCCUUCUUCCUAACCCUCUCUUCGGUCGUGGCCGUCGUUGGUAAGGGUGGUCAAUCCAAUUACGCCGCUGGAAAUGGCUUUCAAGACGCUUUCGCACGGGCCCAUGCCAGCCACCCCCAUACGCACUACGUCUCAGUCAAUGUGGGGGCCGUCUCCGUCGAAGCGCACCGCGCAGAACAAGGCGAGAUGUCCGUCGGCGGCCUGAGGGCGUCUCUGCGGCAGAACAGCGCGAUGGACAUCUCCUAUGGCGAGUUCUUUGCAAAUAUUGAGUAUGCCAUGACUGAUCUCGCUCGAGAGCGGCACAUGCACCAGACCAUCCAGGGUGUCACGCAUCAGUCCAUGAUGGACGCCAACGACGAGCAUCUUCUUGAUAACCCCGUUUUCAGCCAGCUGGCUCAUUCCCAAGAAAAGCAAGCUGCGGGCGCCACGCAGACCGAUAAGGUGGACUUGAAAAAGGCUCUAAGUAGCGUGACAACGAUGGGGGAAGCGGAGCAGCUCAUCCGGGACGCAGCGCUGACCAAGUUCGCUGUCUUCCUUGACCGGUCGAUCGACGACAUCAGGGUUGAUCAGUCGCUUGCGACCAUCGGUCUCGACUCCCUCGUCAGCAUCGAGCUGAAGAACUGGAUGGUGCGCGCGUUCCAGAUCAACCUCCAGACGUCGGAACUUGGCGGUGCGAGCAGCAUUCUAGCACUAGCGGCAACGGUCGCCUCGCGGUCGACCUUGAUCCCCGACGAGAUCCGGCGAACAUCACGCCCACAGGAAGCGACUAAACCGGCGGAGAAGGAUGAGAACACCCCUACGAAUGGCGAGUUUCAGCCGAAUCAUAGCUUCCACUGUUGUCGGGCGAGCAAGGAGCUACCCAGGCACCCGCUUGUCGACCUAGACGAGGCCGUCAACGACCUCCUAAACGGCAUCGGCCACUUUGCCCACACGCGAGAGGAGUAUGCGGAGCUCAGCCGCAAGGCCCACGCCCUCGCUGCACCGGGCAGUCUCGGCCGCAGGCUGUACAGCCAACUACGCGCCAAGGCGGACGACCCCAGCGUCGAGAGCUGGAUUGCCGGUCCCCUUACCAAGGCACUGCACCUCAAGAGAAGAUAUCCUCUGGUACCAUUCAGCAGCUUCCUCGGUACCCACUUUGACAGCCCCGUGCCGCACACCCAAGCCCAGCGAGCGGCCACGCUAACUAGGGGCCUGUGUGAGUUUAAACGUGACCUAGAUUCCAAGAAUCUGAAGCCCGACUUUCUGGGCGAGAGGCCAAACUGCGGCUACUCGCUGACGUGGCUUUUCAACGCGCUGAGAGAGCCCAACGUGGGAUGUGACAAGAUGAUGAGGUAUCCGGGGGUGGAACACAUUGCCGUGUUACGAAGAGGGCACUUGUUCCGCGUGUCGCUCCGGGAAGGAGACGACAUUGUCUCAUAUUCCAAGCUGAAAGCAACAUACCAAGCCAUCCUUGAUAUCAACCUAGAGGAAAAGCACUGGACGGGCAUUUUGACGACCGACAACCGCGACAGUUGGGCUACUAACCGACAGACACUGCUCUCGAUAGACGCGAGGAACGCCGCGUAUAUCAAAACGGUGGAGGAAUCUGUUGUUGUCCUGUGCCUGGAUGACUACAGCCCCCUCACGCGUGAGGAACGGGUCCGGUUCGGGUACCUGGGCGACUCGUUCAACCGCUGGCACGACAAAACCCUACAGCUCGUCGUUACCGCCAAUGGCAGCUCCGGUACCAUCUUCGAGCAUUCCAUGAUCGACUUCAUGACCACGUCGCAGAUCUCGCAACGGCUACAGCGAGCCAUCAACAGCCUGGACCCAGAGAACGACAAUGACGCCGGUCCUGACCGCGAAGCCAUCGUCGAUCCCGCCAGCCUGGAGGAGAUCCCCCUGGUAGCGACAACGGCGGAGAUCGAGGCCCGCAUGACGAUGUUGCGCGACAAAUACGCCGCAACCACCGGGGCGAAGAUCUACACGCCCCACGUCGUCCCGUCUAUCGGAAAAGCCGUCCUCCUAGACCACUCGGUGCCCAUCAAGGCGACCGUAGACCUAACGAUCCAGCUCGCCAGCCGACUGUACUUUGGUUACCUGCCGGCAAGCUGGGAGACGGUAUCGACAGCGCACUUCCACCUCGGCCGGCCCGAGAUCGUGCAGGUGGUGCUCAAGUCGGUGGUAGAGUUCUGUGACGCGGCGCUCGACAGCAACGUGUCGCGGACUGAGGCGCGUGCCCAGCUCCUGCGGGCGGCGCGCGAGACCAACGCGCAGGUCGUCAAGGGUGGAGAGGGCCGCAACUACUUCCGGCUGAUGGACGUGCUGGAGGUUAUGAGCCAGGACGCGCACGACGAGGACGCCUCCGAGGCCAUUCCAGAGCUGUUCUCUGACCCCGUGUGGAAGAGGAGCUACCCGCGUCUGAUCAUGCAGACUAUGAUCGACAAGAAACUGGCCCAGGAUCCCGGCUAUACGAUGGAAGACCCAGAGAAUGUGUGGAUGAACUACACCGUGAACGAAGAUUCUCUGGAGGUGUGCUUCGUCAGUCCUCGCACGGGCACCGAGCGCUUCAAGGCAGCGCUCGGGCGCGCGGCGGAUAUUGUCAAGAGCAUUAUUCAGGCUGGUCAAGCGUGAGGGGUUAUGUAGGCUGGUAUCUGGGGCCGGAAAAGAAUGUUUUCACUGAAG